This is a messenger RNA of Physella acuta, 1338 nucleotides long. Its product is annotated as GATA zinc finger domain-containing protein 14-like. The record is from RefSeq and is a predicted model, not a curated record. NCBI's taxonomy places the organism in Eukaryota, Metazoa, Mollusca, Gastropoda, Physidae.
AUGGACCGUGAGAAUCCACUGGCUGCCAGACACUGUCAUCACCACGGCCAUCUUUGUGGCAAGAGAACAGACGUCACAGUUAUUCUUGACGUGCCCUUGACAUUGGGACAAGACGCGCUAAACGAGACCUUAACUUUCCUGACCAACUUGACCGAUUACUUUGAGAUCGGACAAUCUCACGUGCUCAUCAGCGUAUGGACAAUACGGCCAAACGUGACCCAAGCUUUCUGGUUCAACAACUACACAGACAGAACAGGCUUGAAGAGGGCCAUCGCAAAUAUUGGUUCCGUCGAUGCAGAUAACAACAGAGCUCAAGAACUCAACUCAGCUCAUUUGUUUUCCUUGAGUCAAGGCGCCAGACGGUCAGCAGCUAAACGGUUGCUACUGGUAACUGACGGGAGUUUUGUUCGAGAUUCAAAGAUUUUUAUGGAGGUUCAAAUAAUGAAGUUUCAACACAUUAAGAUAGUCACAGUUAUAGACAACAACUUCGGUAACGCAACGUACUACAAAACCUUCUACGACAUCAAGACCUACAACGCCACCAACACCUCCAACGCCACCAACACCUCCAACGCCACCAACACCUCCAACGCCACCAACACCUCCAACGCCACCAACACCUCCAACGCCACCAACACCUCCAACGCCACCAACACCUCCAACGCCACCAACACCUCCAACGCCACCAACACCUCCAACGCCACCAACACCUCCAACGCCACCAACACCUCCAACGCCACCAACACCUCCAACGCCACCAACACCUCCAACGCCACCAACACCUCCAACGCCACCAACACCUCCAACGCCACCAACACCUCCAACGCCACCAACACCUCCAACGCCACCAACACCUCCAACGCCACCAACACCUCCAACGCCACUAACACCUCCAACGCCACCAACACCUCCAACGCCACCAACACCUCCAACGCCACCAACACCUCCAACGCCACCAACACCUCCAACGCCACCAACACCUCCAACGCCACCAACACCUCCAACGCCACCAACACCUCCAACGCCACCAACACCUCCAACGCCACCAACACCUCCAACGCCACCAACACCUCCAACGCCACCAACACCUCCAACGCCACCAACACCUCCAACGCCACCAACACCUCCAACGCCACCAACACCUCCAACGCCACCAACACCUCCAACGCCACCAACACCUCCAACGCCACCAACACCUCCAACGCCACCUACAACACGUACUACUCCUUCAACAAAAAUCACCACAGUUACAACACUCCCAACACCAUCAACAAGUACCACUUCAAGUUCAACAACUUCCACAUCAACAACAACUUCAACUCCAACUACAACUACUAA